Messenger RNA from Fulvia fulva, 900 nucleotides. RefSeq lists its product as uncharacterized. Bases 1 to 900 code for a protein of 299 amino acids. The record is from RefSeq and is a predicted model, not a curated record. The transcript has a single exon. NCBI's taxonomy places the organism in Eukaryota, Fungi, Ascomycota, Dothideomycetes, Mycosphaerellales, Mycosphaerellaceae.
AUGAUCUUGGGAGGCUUCCUGAUGCUGCCGGCUACAUUCGAGAAAGAGCGGCUGCACGACUCUGAGGAUCAUCAGGGACACGAUUCAGAUAUACGAGUUACACCUGCGGUGCUGGGCAUAUUUGCGAUUGCACUUAUCACAGCCGCGCUCUCUUUCACUGGCUUGCUAUGCUUCGCCGUGAGGAAUGCACUUUUCCAACGAGACCUGAUCUUCCUCCCGUGUCUGGCCUCGUGUGUUCUCGGAUUAUUGACUGUAAUCUAUGACUUCCUGGUCUUCUCGAGAUACGAGUUCAAGACACCAGCGCUCUUGACCACGGUUGCCGCAGCUGUGUCGACCAUCGUUUACAGCUCACUCCUGAUCUCUAAUCAGCGCAGGAUCGGGAAGACCAGGACAGUGCCAGCGCAGCUCCCAAUACCAAUGGUCACGCACCAGCAUCAAGACAGCGAAUCUACCCUGUGGCAGGAUCCAUCGUACUACCAGAACUACAAUCGAAACAUGUUCCCAACUGCUCAUGUGCCGAGAGAGCCGCCGCCAUCGGGCUACGACCCGAACACUAUCACGGAGGACGAAAUGCAGAGACAGCAAAUGUUGAUGCUUUUGCUCAACAGAGAUCAGCCGUCUACGCCAGACCCGUCACAGAGUACUUUCCGCCUCGACUGGAAUGGCCAAGACGAUGAAGAUGCACCGCGCAAUGGGUAUUAUGGCCCGCCUGACUCGGCCCAGCCUUCGACCGCAUAUCCGGGGCCUUCGCCGGGCAUAGUACGACAAAUGACGAACGAGUUGCGACCCUGGGAUGGUGUAUGGAGGGGCGUGACCAACAAUCGAAGGAUUCCAAGACCUACGAGCAGAGAGUUCAGAGAACAACGCCGCAGGGAGAUCGAGAGGGGAGGACCUGAAUAG